Brassica rapa (field mustard) is the source of this 2706-nucleotide messenger RNA. RefSeq names its product WRKY transcription factor 55. The record is from RefSeq and is a predicted model, not a curated record. Gene Ontology annotation, biological process: regulation of DNA-templated transcription. NCBI's taxonomy places the organism in Eukaryota, Viridiplantae, Streptophyta, Magnoliopsida, Brassicales, Brassicaceae. Gene Ontology annotation, molecular function: DNA-binding transcription factor activity; sequence-specific DNA binding.
UCGUACAAAUUAGAAAACUAAAUUAAAAAUGGAAUAGGUAAUGUCAAUGAUCUUCCAAGGAUUGAAACUGGUUAAGGAGCUUGAGUCAAGCUUACCGGAAAAGUCACUAGAAGCUCUAUCGACCUCCCUCGACGAGAUCACGAGGACAUUUGGUGAUGCAAACGAGCGGCUGAAGAUAGUUCUUGAAUUCAGAAACUCGGUGGUUGUGUCUUGUUCAGACCAGUUGCUAAUGCAGAAUGAACCGGGUCUGAUGCAAGAGUAUUGGUUAAGGUGUGGCGGGUCCACGUCAUCUCAGGGAACCGGAGCCGUGACUCAAAGACAGAUCAUGGCCGUUGAAGAUGGCGGAAGAAACUUGACGGCUGUAGAAAGAUCAGGCGGCUCCGGUAGCAAUCCUUCCACGCCAAGGCAACGCAGAAGGAAAAACGAAGGAGGAGAACACGUGGUGUUGGUGGCGGCGUUAAGGACAGGAAACAUAAAUCUACCACCUGACGAUAACCAUACUUGGCGUAAAUACGGUCAAAAGGAAAUUCUCGGUUCUAAGUUUCCUAGGGCGUACUAUAGAUGCACCCACCAAAAGUUAUACAAUUGUCCAGCUAAGAAGCAAGUACAACGCCUCAAUGACGAUCCCUUCACCUUCCGAGUCACUUACCGUGGUUCACACACUUGCCAAAUCUACUCAACCGCUCCCACCGCUUCCGCCGCUGCCCCCACCACUCCAGUUACAACUAGUUUUUCCCCUGACUACGGUCCCCCUCUCUUCGACAUGGCUGAUGCUAUGAUGUUUGGUAGCAGUGGGAUUGGGGUCAACAUGGACAUAUAUCCUUUCAAUGAUCCAAGUCAUCAUGAUGAUCACUGUUACCGACGGUCAGAAAACAGCGACGACGAAGACAAGUAGGAUUCAUGUAUCUCUAUACAUAAAAACUAGAAAGGACAUGUCUGAUUUAAUUUACUAUUACUAUCAAAAGUUAUGCAUCAUUACACGUGAUUCUAGUUUGGAUCUAGUGGGAAUCAAUUCUUUGAGUAGUUCGCUUUUACAAUGGAAAAUGUUUUAUUUUAAUUAUUUUGUAGUUUCCUUCUCAUUAUCUAUUUAAUUCAUUGCUUUUAAGGUAUUGGGAAAACAUUUUUGAGAAUGCAAGUACUUUUUUGAAAUAAUUGAUAAAAGUUGUGUUAGGGUUUUGAUUAUUUUUUGAAUAAUGAUAAACUAUCUAUUUACCUAAUAAAUGGUAAAAGCUUAGUUUCCACAAUACCUUUCUUAUAUCCAUAUUUCAAUACAAAUUUCUAGAAGAGCUCAUUUCCUCAAAAUAUCUUCUUAAAAUAAAAUCAGAGUUUAGUUUAUACUUUAAACAAAUAUAAUUGGCUCUGAAAUGGAAUAUCAAGUAACCAGAAUUUCUGACAACAAAGAGAAAAGCGCAAACUAAUCAGAUAAUCCUAUAAAAAUAUUGUCUACACUUUUUCAGUACAAGGUACAUUUUCUUACAUAAAUAAAUAUGCAAUUUCGAUACGUUUAAAAUAAAUCAAAACUAGGGGAUAAAUUGUUAUUUUGUCAGUAUCUCACAUAUUGGCAUGAACUUGUUGGUGUUUCUUCCUUUUUGUUGAUGUCUUUUUUUUUAUACUAAAGAAUCCAAAUAGUUAAAGAGGAGUCUUCAGUGUCAAAAUCAGCUAUUCGAGUGGAAUCUUUGGUCCCUUCACCGUUACUAUUCAUCAUGCAUGCGGCCUUCGUUUUGCCCUUUGUUCAUCAUCUGCACUUGUUAUGUCGAUCGACAGAGAAGACACUCUAUCUUCAAUUAUUUGAUACUUGUGAAAUACGUAAAAGAUGUUUAAGGUGUUAAAUGAAUUAUAUCUUUUAGUUUACUUAUAUAGGGGUUUAAACCACACAAUAAGACUCAUCAUAUCUCGUAACCAAGUAUCAAAAGAUUCAUACAUCUUAUAAUUUAUUGAAUAAAUAUAUAUAUAGAUAUUCAUAGAAUGAAUCUUUUUAAAGUAUCACACGUAAACAAAAUGUCUGAACCAAUUUGUUAAAAAAAAAUUUGAAAUGUAGUAAUUUUAUUUAUAUCAAUGUAAUAUUAAAAUUUCUCAAAUUCUUGGAUAUUUUCAUAGAUAUAGUGAAAUGAACUUUGUUUGUAUAAAAUAGUACAUGUACGGAACAUAAAUUAUUUAAUUUGCGUCACAACCGAAUACAUUAUUAUCGCUUAAUUGAAUUUGUUUUGUUGUUUCAGGCUUUCAGCAAGCAUUAAUUAAUGCCCUAGUGUAUACGGCAAUGCUUAUGUAAGGACAACAACAAAAAGACAAAGCACGACAAUUGCGAGAUGAAUUUGUCCCAGUUUCUUCCUUUUAAGCACCAAACAUGCAUAGCCGCAAUUUGAAUGGAUAAGUCUCUUUACACUCUUUAGGUAAUCAAUCAUAUAUCACACACAUGGAUUAAAAACUAUUGAGUUCAAUAAUAAAUGCAGUAACAAUCAAAUAAGCAAAACAAUAAUCUAGUGGAACUGUCGCAGUUGGUGAUUGGCUUAUUCUAAUUAAUCGUUUCAUCGGUAAUCCAUUAACCAAGUCGUUGCACUGGCACCUUUAAUGUCGCCAACAUACAAAACAUCUAGUGGCAGUUCAAAAAAAAAAAUGUGACAAGAGUAACGUUGGAAGAGAAUUAUAUAUGCUAUAUGGUGUUUUAUCAAAUAUCCAACAAAAAUAUUACAUUCCACUAAGCAUACU